CUCAGUGACUGGUUCUUGCAAAUCAUGGCGAAACAAAAUAAACGUGGAACACCAACAAAUGUGGCAUUAGACGCCACUAAACAAAAGGAAUUCAAUCAAAAAAUACAUAAAAUUAAGAAAAAGAAAACCCCGGUUACUGCCAGCUCAGCAGUUACAGACAGCCCAGCGGUAACAGCCAGUCCAGCGGAGAAUAUCCCAGGAGUAGUGUACAUGUCUCGCCUACCAUGGGGUUUUGAAGAGGAGCCUAUGAGAGAAUACUUCAAGCAGUUUGGAACUAUCAAGCGGAUGCGAGUUGCUCGCAGUAAAAAGACAGGGAACAGUAAAGGCUAUGCAUACAUACAGUUUACACACGAUGAUGUCGCCAAGAUUGUGGCCGAAACCAUGAACAAUUACCUCAUGUUUGGAAAACUCAUUAAAUGCAAGCACCUGCAAAGGCCUCACCCAGCCACAUUCAAGCACGCUCGGCGACAGUUUCUUGCACCCGUCGCCCAGAAACACGCCAUCAGCGAACGGAACAAGCCCAAGACAGAGGAGACGCUAGAGAAAAACAAGAGUAAACUGCUGACCAAGUUCCGGAAGAAGAUGGUGCAACUGGCAGAGCAGGGCAUAGAGUACUCUUUGGAGGGAAUGGACGUCCCAAAGAAAACAGAGACAGAAACGAAAGAAAAAGCUGAGUCCCCCAAACAGCAAAGAAAGCGCAAGCCUUCGGAUGAGUGGAAAACAAUGGGCACACCAGAAACCAAGAAACAACUCAAAACUCCCAAGUCUGUAUCCAGGAAAGAGAAUGACAAUGAACAGGAGAAAUCAGAGACAAAACCCCCCAAGAAAACUCCCAAGAAAACCCCCAAGAAAACUCCUAAAACACCCAAAAAUCUUUCACUACUUCCCAAAACUGUCAACACUCCCCAAGGGAAGAUGAAUGUCGUGAUCGAAGAUAGCAGCGAGGAUGAGAUCAUGUUUAAAACUCCUCCUCAGUCUAUCAAAUCUUCCAAACUUGAGCUUGUUACAGACUCUGACUCCACACCCGCUACGCCUGCUGGUAGGAAUGCAAAGGGACUUAAUAACAGCAAGGGAGGUAAAUCUGGAGAAAGAACAGGAAAAAUGCAGCUCAGGUCUGCAGGGAGGAAAAGUUUCGGUGGAAAAGGGACUUUGAAGGGGACCCCGUCACAGGGGAAAAAGAGGCGUUCGCAAUAGUGGCUUCAUUCUUGGUUUUAAUGUCAUACCUGUCACAUAUGGUAGAAAGAAAUGAUUUUGUGUUCCUAUUAUUAAUGAUAUGCUUUUAUGUACUGAAUAAAUUGUCAGAAAAAUA
This is a messenger RNA of Mya arenaria, 1309 nucleotides long. RefSeq names its product MKI67 FHA domain-interacting nucleolar phosphoprotein-like. Gene Ontology annotation, cellular component: nucleolus. Bases 25 to 1194 code for a protein of 389 amino acids. The transcript has 5 exons. Gene Ontology annotation, molecular function: RNA binding. The record is from RefSeq and is a predicted model, not a curated record. Gene Ontology annotation, biological process: maturation of LSU-rRNA from tricistronic rRNA transcript (SSU-rRNA, 5.8S rRNA, LSU-rRNA). Lineage: Eukaryota; Metazoa; Mollusca; Bivalvia; Myida; Myidae.